Molecule: messenger RNA, 2085 nt
Organism: Parastagonospora nodorum SN15
Lineage: Eukaryota; Fungi; Ascomycota; Dothideomycetes; Pleosporales; Phaeosphaeriaceae
Exons: 3
Coding region: 1-2085 (694 amino acids)
Cellular component (GO): cytosol; nucleus; mitochondrial outer membrane
Source: RefSeq, a predicted model, not a curated record
AUGAAUGAUGACCUCGAUUCAGCUGAAGCUCAUCUCAACAAGGGCGCUUCUUCCUUUCAUCAAUUGGGCUGUAAGCUGACAUGUGUCGUAGCCGCCGACGCUCUAUACCAGGCCGAAUGCACCGCCUACGAGCAGCAAAAGCGAGCCGCGAAAGACACCAAUGCCUACCACUCGCCAAUAUACCCUCCAGGAACCGAAUAUGCAGUAUGCCAGGCAGAGGCACAAUUGAUGGCCGCGGUGGUUGGGCUUUUGAACGAGAGCUUGACAGAGGCUAUCAAGAGUUUCUACAAGCUGAGGAAGGCAUACCUGGCGCUGGAAGGCAUAAUGGAGUACGAGAAGAACUUCUUGAAGCAAAAAAGUACAAGUAGUAUCAAUACGGCUGCUUCUAGCAGUUCGCAGAAGGCGGGAUUGGCAGGUUCAAAGACGGGGUCUUUGCGCUCGAAAACGUCGGCUAGUGGGAUGAAGACUGGUGCAUCUGCCCAUGCUUCAACUGCGAGUCUGAAGCAAACUCCAGAGCCUGUGUUACCAGCUACUGCUGCUCCAACAGAAAGGACUGCAGGCAACGGAGACAACACUGAGGACUUUGAUUUCGUGCAUGCUGCUGAGGACAAGAGCGGAAACGUGACGCCAGGGGAACACAUGGCAAACAUCAAUGUCCCUGCUGGCAAGGAUGGCUCUAUUGCGCUGGACAACUCGCAGAAAAAGCUUGAUCUUAACUCCAGUUCAGCAAGUGGCCUGCCCGCCUCAAACGAUACCCCGACCGUCGCCGUUCCAGACACCAUAGAAGACUUUGAGAAGCUCACAAUGAGCGAUAAUCCCGAGUUGGACAUCUCAACGUUUAGCGAACAUCCCGUGGACAGAUUCAUUCUCGCAGGUUCAAACUUCUGCUUCGGCAUGCUUCUGCUGCUUCUGUCAUUCGUACCCCCGGCAUUCUCUUCUUUGCUGAAGAUUGUAGGCUUCAAGGGCGACCGAGAGCGUGGUAUGCAGAUGCUUUGGCAAGCUACCAAGUUCCACGAUAUACAUGGUGCCAUGGCUGGUGUCGUGCUCAUGGGUUAUUUGAACGGCUUCACAAGCAUUUGUGACAUUAUCCCAUCUUCUGGUGACGGAUCAUAUCCCAAGGAGCGGUGCAAGGCGCUGCUGCGCGUGAUGCGCGAGCGGUACCCGAAGAGCCAUCUCUGGCUUCUCGAAGAGUCGCGCAUGACAGCUGCAGACUGCGAAUUGGAGAAGGCUGUCCUCAUUAUUGAAGAAGCGGGCCAGUCACAAUUGAGACAACUCGAGGCGCUCAGCUGGUUCGAGAGCAGUUUGGAUAACAUGUAUAUGCAUGAUUACAAGGCCACCGCAAUCGCUUUCCAGAAGUGUGUCGAACUCAACAACUGGAGCCAUGCCUUGUACUGGUAUAUUUGCGGCGCCGCCUAUGUUGAACUCUAUCGUCGAAACAAGGCGACCGACCCAGAGGCUGCGACAAAGUACGCAGCUGAAGCAAAGAAGUUCUUUGAGAACGUCUUGCCAAACAUUGGCAAGAAGAGGUUCAUGGGUCGCCAACUGCCAUUUGACAUUUUCGUCAACCGCAAGCUCCAGAAAUGGGAGGCCCGAGCCAAGGAGUGGAACUGCGACAUGAUUGAUGCCAUCGGUGUCUCUCCCAUCGAAGAGAUGAUCUACUUCUGGAACGGCACCAAGCGCAUGAAGGACCACCAUCUCGAGACAUCUCUCGAAAACCUGGCAUGGAGCGAGUCUGCCGACAACCCGCACUGGGAGAAGGAGGGUCUGGACGAGAAGUCGAUUCUGGCGGUCCUCCGCGCGUCUGCGUAUAGGAACAUGAACAGAACUACAGAGGCCAAGGCGAUCCUGGAGAAGGAAAUCAUUCCUCAGGAUAAGUUGCUGUUCAAGGGCCACUUGAAGGAUAACUGGACCGCGCCUUGUGCACGCUAUGAGAUGGCUGCUAAUCUCUGGAGAGAGGCUGAUGUGGAUGGCCAACCGGCGCAGCACAUGGAAACUCUGAAUAAGUGCAGAGAUUGGCUUCAGGAGGUCACGCAAUGGGAUGGCUUCGAUUUAGAUGCUAGGUUCGUGCUCUCUUUGUUUCUAUGA